CGCUUCGCCACCGCCGGCGAGAGCUAGGGUUUCGUGCGCCACCGUCACUUCCGCCCGCCAUGGCCGAGACCUCCACGUAUCAGAUUCUGGUGCGUCUCCUCGACGGGCGUACCAGAUGUCUCCGCUUCUCCACGCCCACCGUUUCCGGCGCCGUGCUCCUCGACGCCGUCGCGUCGAUCUCUCGCGUUCCCGCCGCCGCUCUCCGCCUCGUCACCGGCGGCAUCGACGUAUCGCCCUCUUCCGUCCUCGCCUCAGCAGCUGAUGGCCAGUUCCCCUAUGCGUCAGCGCUCCUCCGCCUUCGAGGAGGCAAGGGUGGAUUCGGCUCCCUCCUCAGAGGGGCUGCCUCCAAAGCGGGUCAGAAGAAGACCAGCAACUUUGACGCCUGCCGCGACAUCAACGGCCGCCGCCUCCGCCACGUCAACGCUGAGCGCCGCCUCGAGGAAUGGAAGGCCGAAGCCGCCGACCGCCAGCUAGAAAAGCUCGCCGAGAACUUCAUCAAGAAGAAGGCCAAGGAAGCGGGCCGCGGUGGCGGACCCUCAACCGCUGAGGUGGACAAAUAUCUAGAGAAGUACCGCAAGGAUGCUGAGAUCUGCGUCAACGUGGUUGAGGAAUCCGUGCGUGCAUCACUUGGAAAGAGGAAGACCGCACCUAAGCUGCCCUCUGGCGCAGACGCUAAGAAGCUUAAGUUUUGGUUAGGAAAGAACAAAGUAGAAGAAGAUGAAAGUGAUAGUGACACUGAUGUGGAUGAUGAGGACAUUGAAGAUCUUAAGAGCGCAGAUGCAAAAUCUGUAGUAGUUGAUGAAGGCAAUUACUCAAAUGGAUGCAGAAAAAAUGAGGAGAAGCUUGAUCUUGGUUCUGUUUCUGGGUCAUCACAUUCAGAAGGAGAGUCUUCAGGAGAAAAGUCCCAACUGACAACAAGUUCAGGAGCUGAAGGUGGUGACUUUGAAUCUGGUGAUAGUGCAGAGCUUGAGGUAGGAAUGUUGGAUCAUCCCAUUUCUGUUGCUGCUGCUUCAGAAGAAGUGACAGCAGAUGAGGAUAACACUGCUUUAGCUACUUCAAACCAAAAUAAUCCAGAGGUACCACAAGUUGAAGAAGUGCGGAAAGCAGACAAGGAUAACACUGCUUCAGCUACUUCAAACCAAAACAAUCAAGAGGUGCCACAAGUAGAACAACAUGUUGGCAUCAGCAACUCUUAUUCAGAGCCGUUGGACCUUGCAAAGUACAGUUCAUCUGCAGAAUUGGAGGUGCUUGGUCUGGAGAAGCUAAAAAUAGAGCUGCAAUCUCGCGGAUUAAAAUGUGGUGGAACUUUACAGGAGCGUGCUGCCCGACUCUUCCUUCUGAAGACAACUCCAUUGGACAAGUUACCAAAGAAGCUGCUUGCAAAGACUAAUGGGCGGAAGUGAGAAGUUGUACCAAUAUAUAUAAAGAAGUACCAAUGAUGCAACGUUUAAGAUUUUCUUUGUCAAUAUAUGGAAAUCUGUUGUGGUGUAAUCAUGUGUUAUAAGCUCUUGGCUUGGUUUGACAAUUAAUGAGAUGUCUGUACGUGCUAUAUGUUAACCGUUACUUGGAAGGCGCUCAGUUUGGGCUAGCGUUUGAAUUCGUUUUAGUUUUUGAUGUUUUAGUGUAUGUUUGGAACAGCUUCACCAACCAAAAAAAAGUAGUAAGAUUUAUCUGGAUC
Molecule: messenger RNA, 1678 nt
Organism: Zea mays
Lineage: Eukaryota; Viridiplantae; Streptophyta; Magnoliopsida; Poales; Poaceae
Product: Ubiquitin-like superfamily protein
Exons: 3
Coding region: 60-1403 (447 amino acids)
Cellular component (GO): nucleus
Source: RefSeq, marked predicted